AUGGCGGCGGCUCCACUGCGAGUGCGACAGGCGCUGCUAGCGACGCGGCGGCGUCCGUCUCUGGCGGCAUGGACGACGACGAGCUGUCCAUUCAGUACUCCCCGAGUAAAUGGUCGAAACGAUUUCACGAACCGCAGGAAGUUAUCAACAACCAUGUCCGGUUUGUUACCGAAGCCAGCGAGAGAGCCAGGCGCCUCGUGCCGUGCGAGACAGGCCUGAAGUACGGCGCGCAGGGCGGCCAACUGCUGGACGUGUUCGGCGGCGAGGCGCUCCCCGGCUCAGCCCCCGUGUUCGUCUACAUCCACGGAGGCUACUGGCAGGAGCUGGACCGGGAGAUAUCCGGCUACUGCGCUCAGCCGCUGUACGAGGCGGGGAUAAAGACAGUCGUCGUAGGUUAUGACCUGGCCCCGCGAGUUAAACUUCAUACGAUUGUGGAGGAAAUUCAAGAGGCUGCAACAUUUGUUCUGAAAUAUGCAAAGGAAUCAGGUUCAAGUUCUGGCCAGGGGCGCCAGUCACCUGAGCUACACCACUGGGUGCGACGCCGUGUCGGACGAGCACGGGGCGGACUCCUGCGCAGGUGCGUGGUGUUCGGGGGGCACUCGGCCGGGGCGCACCUCUCCGCUCUGCUCCUGGACGGCCCCUGGUGGCGCUCGCUGCCGCCGCACCUCCGGCGGGCCGUCGGAGGGUUCGCGCUGCUCAGCGGAGUGUUCGACCUGGCCCCCAUCGUCCGGACGUACGUCAACGACGCCCUGGAGCUGUCAGAACAGGAUGCCGGACUGCUGAGCCCGCUCCGCCUCGAGAAGGAGCAGCCGUUACAGGGCUUGCCGAGGGUUCUCUUAGCAGCGGCACAACACGACUCCCCCGCGUUCCUGAAGCAGUCUGAACAGUACGCACAGAAACUGCGUCAGGAGAACCACGACGUGGAGUUCAUCGUCGUUCCUGGCGUCGAUCACUUCGAUCUUGUGGAAAACUUGGCUGAUGGAAAUUACAUUUUAACUCAGAAAUUAAUAAAAUUUAUCAACGGUUUGUUUUGACCGCAUACUUAUUUAAAUUGUUUGGUUGUAGGAUAAAGUGAGACAUUUAAAACGGGUAAGCAUUUUUAGCAAGGUCUACAUAGUAUUGUCACAAUCGUUUCAAUCACCUAUUUCGGCCUCCACACACCAGCACCACCUUGUUGGUGCAGUAAAAUGUCUGUCAAGCGCUUCACAACAGCCAUUCUCUGAUCACUUCACUAAUGUAAAAUAGGAAGUAGGCAAAAAAAAUGGAGGGGGAAAUGAGUAUGGUACUGCUAAUGAUGUAUUAGAAAGAGGGCAUUAGAUUGUAGGUAGGUACAUAAGUAUUAAUGUAAUUAAUCACAUCCAAUAACAACGCAGAGUUAACAGAAAUAAAUAAAAAAAUCAACUUUAU
Bacillus rossius redtenbacheri is the source of this 1407-nucleotide messenger RNA. RefSeq names its product kynurenine formamidase. Lineage: Eukaryota; Metazoa; Arthropoda; Insecta; Phasmatodea; Bacillidae. The coding region runs from base 69 to 1034 and encodes 321 amino acids. Gene Ontology annotation, molecular function: lipase activity. The transcript is spliced from 8 exons. The record is from RefSeq and is a predicted model, not a curated record.